AUGUUAAAUGACAAAACAAAUAAUGAAGUUAAAUACUAUAAAAUUUAUGUUAAAGAAUGUGAAGAAACUUACACGAAGCCAUACUCAUAUUCUAAAGCAGGUGGUAGCAUGGGAUAUUUAACAUAUCAUCUCAGUGAUAAAUAUAAUAUUACUGUGAAUAAUUAUAGAGAACAUCUUGAUUCAUCUCAAGAAAUAACUCUUAUCUACGGAUCUUUAUCAGAAAACUCUGAGCAAACAUUAGAGAAUCUUUCAGAUAACAAUACAAGUGUUAGUAGUAGUGAUAAAGUCAACAUACCUUUAGCUAGAACAAAAUCGGUUACUGAAUUAAAUAACACAAAUACAAUAAAAGAUUUGUCAUCUGCAAAGUGUAAAAAACUUUUAGAAAAAAUGCAUGCUACAAUUUACUUAUCUCUUGAUGAAUUAUGGAGUAUUUCUGAUGAAGUAGAAUUAAAAGCUUCUAUGUUAGAUCCAAGGAUGUUAAAAUUACUUCCAUUCACUACUGUGGAUAAACAUAAAAACACUGAAGCACAAAUUCAUACAGAAUUAUCAAUAUUAGAUACACAGUUUAAGCAAAACAAUAAUAAUACAGAGACUUGUAUUACUACAGAAGAAGAAGAAUAUAAUUUAUUAAAUGCUGAAUUAUGGGGUUUACUUUCAAUAUUUGUACCACAAACCAUUACUGAAGAUGAGUUGACAAGAUACUUGAAAGAGCAAAUUGCUUAUAAAAGCCAAGAUCUUUUAAUAUAA
Molecule: messenger RNA, 747 nt
Organism: Cetraspora pellucida
Lineage: Eukaryota; Fungi; Glomeromycota; Glomeromycetes; Diversisporales; Gigasporaceae
Source: the annotation of a GenBank genome assembly